GCCCAUCUCUGGAUUGAACUGGCACAGAACCAGCCGCCUAAUGAACACUUGUCGGCAUACCUCUCAUAAAUUGUUUAUUAUUUUGAUAAGCGAACGCGGAAUUGCGUAGAUUCGUGGGGAAGAUGGUCUUCAAGUGCCAGGAGGACAGUUUCCUGAAGCAGUUCAAGACGAAAAUCGUUAGUAGCGAGUUUGCCACCAUCGAUUGGACUGAUCCCAGUGGAAAGGUCGAGAAACUGAAGGGUUUUAAUGUGAUCUGCGAGAAUACGAUUCUAUUUCCCGAGGGCGGUGGUCAGCCCUGUGAUUACGGAACUUUAGGCGGAUUUCCCGUAAAGAAUGUCCAGAGAAAGGGCACUACGGCUGUUCAUUUUGUGGAGUCCUCAACUAGUUUCGAGCAGGAUGCCGAAGUUCUUCUAACACUAGACUACCAGAGAAGACUGGAUCACAUGCAACAGCAUUCAGGACAGCAUCUAAUCACCGCCUUGUUCGACAGGGAGUUCAAGUACGACACCACCUCCUGGUCCCUUGGAUCCAGUGUCUCCUACAUUCAAUUGAGUACGCCUCAUUUGAUUAGCCGCGAAUCACUGGACCUCAUCGAACGGCAAGCCAACGAUCUAAUUCGCGAGGGACGUGAAGUUACGGUGCUUCUUGUGGAUCCCGAGGUGGCGCAGGAGUUCCAGGAUGCCAGGGCACCAAGGGGACUGCCCAAGGAUCACGAGGGUCUGGCCAGGGUGGUGCGAAUCGAGGGCAUUGAGAGCAACAUGUGCUGCGGAACCCACGUCACGAAUAUCUCCCAGCUGCAGUGCAUUAAGCUGCUUUACGCCGAGAAGGUCAAGACAAACGUUUUGGUGCACUUUGUCGUGGGCGAGAGGGUGCUUGCAAAGCUUGGCGAGGUCUUUCAGCGCGAGCUGCAGCUCACCCAGGCAUUAAAAGGUGGGCCCGGCCAGCACUUGGAACUUGUCCAGAAGCUACAGCAAAAUGUGAAGGGCAGCCGGAAGUACUUCCAGCAGCUGCUUAAAGACUACGCCACCGCCGAAGCCGAGCGUCUGGCCGACCUGCCCAAAAAGGAUCGUCCGAAGUAUUUCUCUCUCCAUCGACGCGACGGCAUCGAGGUGGACUUUAUUAACACAUUCUUGCGGUUGGCUCCCGAGGGCAUCUUCUACUUUCUUACCGUUUCCGAGGGCGUUUCUGCUGGCAGCGGUGCCAAGGGACAUCUGGUGCUGCGCGGAGAUGCAGAAAUAGUCGGGAAACUUGGUCCCCAGUUCGUGGAAAUUCUCGAGGGCAAGGGAAACGGCAAUGAGGGCAGUUUCCAGGGAAAGAUCAACAACUUGGCUAGACUGCAGGACUGCCAAGAGCUGCUGGAGGCCCAGUUCAAACCAAAGAGGGUCGUCGAAGCCCCUCCUGCAAACGGAGCUCAGCUGGAGACAGAGGAAUAACGUAAAUUGGGAGUGGUCAAUUAUCUAAUAUUUGUAUACUACUAAAAUUCGAAAAUAAACAUUGCCUUUGUUUUAAAGCAAA
This is a messenger RNA of Drosophila yakuba, 1515 nucleotides long. RefSeq names its product alanyl-tRNA editing protein Aarsd1-A. The record is from RefSeq and is a predicted model, not a curated record. The coding region runs from base 123 to 1433 and encodes 436 amino acids. Gene Ontology annotation, molecular function: ATP binding; aminoacyl-tRNA ligase activity; Ser-tRNA(Ala) deacylase activity. Lineage: Eukaryota; Metazoa; Arthropoda; Insecta; Diptera; Drosophilidae. The transcript has 3 exons. Gene Ontology annotation, biological process: regulation of translational fidelity; tRNA aminoacylation.